UUAGUCUGAUGCACUGCUUUAUGUGGCUUUUUCCCCCAAUAACCCCCAACGUGCACGGAAAUAUGUUUGUGUCUUCUGCCUGUGUUGAUGAUAUUCAAGCUUUGGACAGUAAGGGACGCUGUUGGCCAGUGAAAGAAAUAUCCAAAUUUGACUCAAAGAAGGCAGAGCCCAACGUUUCCGUUUAGAUGGGAGAUAAAUCAAGUUGCGCUUCACUACCUGGACUACAACAUUUGUGGCGGAGCUAGGAUUUUAGUGUCAAAGGAUUGCUGUUUCUUUGUGGACCCUACACAGCAGGCUAUUGCUAUAACCUUUUCUUGUUUGUGCAAUGGCGUUUCAAAAUUCUCCCACAAGCUUAAAAUGGCGUCUGAACUGCAGGUCGGGUAUGUCGUUUCUGUUUUUCCUGUUGUGUCUCAGUCACAUCGUGUUUAGUCAAAUCAGGUACACAAUUCCAGAGGAGCUGAAAAGGGGGUCAGUUAUUGGUAACGUAGCCCAAGAUCUUGGUUUGGAUGUGUACAGACUCCGUUCUGGCCGCGCCCGUAUCGUGACCGGACAAAGCAUCCAGUACACCGAGCUCAAAACAGACAAAGGCAUUUUGGUCGUGAACGAGAGGAUAGACCGUGAGCAGCUUUGUGGAGACGUGACACCGUGCAGCUUCAGCUUCGAGGUGAUUUUAGAGAAUCCGAUGGAAUUGCAUCGUAUAACAGUGGAAAUAACGGACAUAAAUGACAAUUCCCCUACAUUUAGAAAGGACAACAUUGUAUUCGAAAUUAGCGAGUCAGCCACACUGGGGUCGCGCUUCUUAUUAGCCAGUGCGGGAGACGCAGAUGUGGGUAUUAACGGUUUACAGAAAUACAUAUUAUCUGCUAAUGACAUAUUUGGCUUAAAGCAACACUCGAAUCCAGAUGGUCGAAAAUAUGCCGAGAUGAUUUUACAGAAAUCAUUAGACAGAGAAAGCGAGCCAAGAAUAUCACUGAAGCUCAUCGCCACUGACGGUGGAACGCCACAUCGAUCUGGUACCGUUAAUAUAGAUAUAAUAGUGCUUGAUGCUAAUGAUAAUCCUCCUGUUUUUAAUCAGUCUCUCUACAGGGCCGCUGUCUCUGAAGAUUCAUUUAAAGGCACCUAUAUCACGACACUAAAUGCUAGUGAUGCAGACAGUGGAUCAAACGGUCUCGUCACAUAUAGAUUUUCAAAUAUGGAAGAGAAACUGGCCAAAAUAUUUAAUUUAGAUGAAAUUACGGGAACGGUAACUCUUACAGGGCUAGUUGAUUAUGAAAAGGAUAAAAAAUAUGAAAUUAUGAUCGAAGCUAUGGAUCAGGGAGGACUGACCGAUUCAAGCAAGGUGCUUAUAGAGAUUAUAGACGUUAAUGAUAACGCACCUGUCAUAAAUGUGAUGUCAUUCUCCAGCCCGGUGCCGGAGGAUUCUCCCCCAGGCACCACUGUCGCAAUAAUAAAUGUGGUUGACGCAGACUCGGAACAAAAUGGUCAGGUUAUUUGUACAACAGACAGAAGCCUCCCAUUUAGAAUAAAAUCAACAUUAACUAACUACUAUGCACUGUUAACCGAUGCACCUUUUGAUAGAGAAGUUGUACCAGAGUAUAACAUAACUGUAAGGGCUGCUGAUUCUGGAUCGCCACCCCUAUCAACCACAACGAUACUGCGUUUAAGAAUAUCUGAUGUCAAUGAUAAUGCUCCAUUAUUUGAACAAACUAGCUACGUUGCUCGCGUUGCAGAAAACAAUUCCCCAGGACUAUCCAUAUUUUCCGUUAAAGCACGGGACAUUGACUGGAAUCAAAAUGCGAGGAUUUCAUACUCUCUUGAAGAAACACAGAGCAGUGGCAAUCCAACCUCGUCUUACGUCUCUAUAAACAGCGACACUGGAGCUAUUCAUGCAGUGCGCUCUUUUGAUUAUGAACAAAUUAAACAACUUAAGUUAGUAGUCAAAGCUCAGGAUGGAGGUUCUCCUCCACUCAGUAGUAAUGUGACUGUGACAAUCCUGAUCGAGGACCAGAACGACAACCCUCCUCAGGUUCUGUACCCAGUCCAGACUGGUGGCUCUGUGGUGGGUGAGAUGGUGCCUCGUUCAGCAGAUGUGGGCUAUCUGGUCUCUAAAGUGGUGGCUGUUGAUGUGGACUCUGGACAGAAUGCCUGGCUCUCCUAUAAACUCCAGAAAGUCACAGACAGGGCGCUGUUUGAAGUGGGCUUACAGAAUGGAGAAAUAAGAACUAUCCGCCAAGUGACUGAUAAAGAUCCUGUCAACCAAAAACUCUCUGUCAUAGUGGAGGACAACGGACAGCCCUCUCGUUCAGCUACAGUCAUUGUUAACGUGGCGGUGGCGGACAGCUUCUCUGAAGUGCUCUCAGAGUUCACUGACUUUUCACAGGACAAGGAGUACAAUGACAACCUGACUUUUUACUUAGUGUUGGCUCUGGCUGUAGUUUCCUUCCUCUUCAUCACGUGUUUAGUGGUUAUUAUCUCAGUGAAAAUCUACAGAUGGAGACAGUCUCGCGUCCUGUAUCACUCCAAUCUCCCUGUGAUUCCAUAUUAUCCACCACGUUACUCAGACACUUUGGGCGGCACAGGGACUCUGCAACACGUGUACAAUUACGAGGUGUGCAGGACGACUGACUCCAGAAAGAGUGACUGUAAGUUCGGCAGAGCUGGUAGUCAGAACGUGCUGAUAAUGGACCCCAGUUCUACAGGAACGAUGCAGCGGAUACAGAGUGAAAAGAGCAUCUUGGAUGAACCGGACUCUCCUCUAGAGUGGCCAAAUUCGUUAUUCAAUACCGGAGGAGAUGAAGAAAGGCUCCCUUAUCGGUAAUGUAGCACAAGACCUUGGAUUGGAUCUGAAAAGGCUUCGUUCUGGACGCGCCCGUAUCGUGACCGGAGAAAACA
This is a messenger RNA of Solea senegalensis (Senegalese sole), 2892 nucleotides long. RefSeq names its product protocadherin beta-16-like. Gene Ontology annotation, molecular function: calcium ion binding. Lineage: Eukaryota; Metazoa; Chordata; Actinopteri; Pleuronectiformes; Soleidae. Gene Ontology annotation, cellular component: plasma membrane. The transcript is spliced from 2 exons. The coding region runs from base 326 to 2818 and encodes 830 amino acids. Gene Ontology annotation, biological process: homophilic cell-cell adhesion. The record is from RefSeq and is a predicted model, not a curated record.